AUGUCCGGAAUCUACGACAAAGCCAAGGACGCCGUCUCAAACGCCGCCGAAGCUGUGAAGGACAAGUUCAAAGACAUGACCGGCCAGUCGCACGAGGACCGCGCCCGUGACAGCGCUCAAUCAGCCUGGGAUGAGACCAAGGAGAAGGCCGGCGAGGCGAAGGAGAACGCCAAGGGCUGGGCCGAGGAGAAGUACGAGAAGGUCGAGAAACAGUUCAAACAG
Messenger RNA from Mesorhabditis belari, 222 nucleotides. Lineage: Eukaryota; Metazoa; Nematoda; Chromadorea; Rhabditida; Rhabditidae. The record is from the annotation of a GenBank genome assembly.